CAUAUUUUGUUCAAAGAGUGAGAAGCUGUUUACGAGCCACUGGACUCUCUGUUGUUGAUCAUCAGAGAGUCAGAAAGAUUAGGUAUCUGUUCGUGCAAGAAUUUUAAGUUUUUGUCCGAAGCUGUUUGUUCGAGCCACUUGACUCUCUGUUGUUGAUCAUCAGCUUGCAAAGGCUGCAGACUAACUGAAGAGUCAUAUGGCAAAUUGUAAUUGAGGUUCAAUUUUGUUAGAAAGAUUAGGUCUCUGUUGAGUUUUUGUACAAUGACUCCGAGGCUGUUCGUUCGAGCCACUUGACUCUCUGUUGGUGAUCAUCAGCUUCCAAAGGCUGCUGCAGACUAACUGAAGAGUCAGUCAUAUGGCAAAUUCUAAUUAGUGCUCAUUUGUUUUAGAAAGAUUAGGCAUUUGGAUUGGUGCAACAAUUUUCAACUUUUUGGAUACAAAUUUCUUUAUUAUAAAUAAUAUAAUAUGUGUUAGUGUUGGUUUAUAUUUUGUUGACAUACAUAACUAGGUACUUGCAAUCUGAACUGAUCUGUUUUAAUUAUUAUUAUUAUUAUUAUUAUUAUUAUUAUUAUUAUUAUUAUUAUUAUUAUUUGACUAAGUCAUUGGUCUCUGAAAUGAUAUAAGAAAGUGAUGUUAAGAUAGUGAGCCAUCAGGUUUGACUUGCCUUUUUUUUACUAUUAUUAUUAAUUUUAUUCCUUUAAAGCAGGGGUACUCAAAACUCCAAUUAAAAAGGAAAAUGGAUAUUGGAUUAUUACAUCUAUGUAAUUUAAUUGAAUUGGUUUUUAUUCUUGCACAUUUAUCAAAUUACUAAAAUUUUAUGUAAUUGCUAAGUUUAAGUCAAACACAACAAAUCGAGAUGUGUGACCGAAUACAUGAGCUUCUUUAUCUAUAAAAUUAUUAUUGUAAUUUAUAGGGGAAUUAUUCUAUAUAUUAUUUUUUUUACUUUUUUUUUAAAAAAAAAAUUUACGGUUAGGGUUUCUAAAGUGGUUGCAGCGCUAGUUGCAAUAGGAGUUUUUAUACGAUUUUUUGUUGCAAUUUAAGUUGUAGUGCUAGUUGCAAUAAGAGUUUUUAUGUAGAAUUCCGUAAAAAUGUAAAAAAAAUAAAAUUGUUUUGAAGUGUAAAAAUAAAAAAGGCCCUAAUUUAUAUCAUAUUUUAUGUACAUCUUGUAACCAAUAAAUUUUCAAAUUCAAUAUUAAAUUACAAAGUUCCAUUAAGUGAUGUUGAACAAGUAGUUUGUAGCGUUAGAAAAUGUUAUUAUAAUUUUGGUGUGAUUAAAUUUAUAUAAAAAAAAUCAAAUAUUUAAAAAAAGUAUUUUUAGUUAAAAAAAUAUAUAUUAUUUUAAAAAAUGAAACCAAAAAUUAUAGCUUUAAUAAAUUUUUUCAAAAGUUAUAUAAAUAAAGCUAUGUCUCCUUUAUGCAUUUUUAGAAAAUGAGUUAUAAAUACAUAAUUUUAUGCUGCAUUAGGAUAAUGGGUAUGUUUUCUUCAUUUGACUUUUCAUCUCGUUAUUUAUAUUGUUUUAUGAACUUGAGAUUUUUUAGUAGGGUUUUUUUAACCUUAAAGUAUUAGGCGAUUUUUAGGAUCUUUAUAAUUUUGGAUUUUAUUUCUAGUUUUAAAAAAAAAAAUGAAUCUGUUUGAUCCAUAUCUUGAAAAUCCUGAAUUUUUUUUAUCACAAAAUUCGCUUUUCUUUCACGUUACCCUUUAACCAAACUCCAAAAUCCCUAAAACAAAACUCAAAGAUAAUGAUGUGAAAAUUCUUGAACAUAUUGAGAGAUUAAAUAGACUAUAUGUUUCUGCUCGAUUUAGACGAUUCAUAAAUGAAAUAACCAAGGGUAAACAUUCUUAUCUGUGAAAAGUUGUCUGGCUUAAGCCUAUUCAUCUUACUAAAAACCCUUUGACCAAAUAUUUGUUUUUACCUUUUGUUAACAUUACUUUUUUCACCAGGUACUUUAAAUUUUCAAAUCAUGGCCCCUCCCGAAAUUCGCAAACCUAAACUGCCUCAAGAUCCCACAGUAUAAUUCAAGGUCGAAUUUUUUGAAUCGAAAUUAACCUCUAUAGCUCCGUACGUCAGGCCUUUUUUAUAACCAUGUGGCAUUAAAAAAGGUGACGACUUUGUAUGUCGAUCGGUUGAAAAAGACGAGAAGAGUGGCUUUCCACCUGGUCGCCUUACAAAUGACUCGGAGUGUAGUAUGAGUGUUUUGUAAAAAUUGGGGCUUGGAGUGCUGAACACAUACGUGUUGGGGCUAUUCUUCCUCUGAAAAAAAGCUACUUCAAAGACUUUUGUGACUAUGUUAGAAUUUCUGCACUCUAACUAAUUCGUAAUGGAUAUAGGGGUUUGGCUUCUCUUAGAACCUUAUAUCACAUGGUGGGAUGGGAUGGUUCUGGGCCUUAGCAGAUCACUUGUAUGUAUACCCUCAAGGCGACCCUCGCGAGGAAAAAUUAUUUUGGAGGCUUUUUCAACCUCGAAAUUUACACGAGUGAUCACAAAAUUAUCAUUGACCUCCAUAAUAAUAAGGAAUUUAUGGACCAAUUCUUCUAGACAACAAUACUUCAUCCUUGUUCAUAUAUAACUUUUUAAAAACCUCGUAAGAUUCAUAAUUCACUUUCUUUAUCUGUCAUGUGCUGAUUUCCUUGCAUUUGUAUCAAUCUCACCCCCUUUUUUCUUUUAACAACGAUGAUGCUAAAAGCUACCCCAUUCGAAAUGGUGUCGUGACGUCACCAAAUUUUAGUGAAUUUAUCAUUCGGAAUAAGGGCAUUAAGCUUUCUCCUCUGUGAACCAAACUUAGUAGCUUGUGGACUGCUUGGAAAGAAUCAAUCGACAAUGGUUGUCAAAGAACAAAAAAAAAUUUCCUGGUCAUUGGUAAGGGUCCCCCUAAGGAAGAAGAUCAAGUUCGUGUUGCACGAGCUGCAUUUAUCAAAGCCAACAUUUCUCGAGAAGCUGCCCAAACUCUUGAAGGGGCUCCCCGAGAAAUGGUGAACUUCGCAAAACUUCUUCAGAGCCUGACUAACCUUCUUGUGAAGAGAAGAAAGAAACAAAACAAGAAAGAUGGAGAUGAAAUCUCAGAUUCAAGUGUAGUUCUAAAAAAACAAAAGUCUAAUCCUCCUUCUGAAACCAUUCCCAGGGAUCGAAACCCUUUACUUGCUAAAAACCUUCCUGAUUCUAGCUCGUAACAAAUUUUUAAUGUGGAAGAGGCUCUCAAAAAACUUGAAAAAGGAAAGGAAAUCCUUAAUGCUAAAAAAAUCGUUAUUUUUUAUGCUUCGAAGCCCGAAGUUCAUCUCCUAGACUCAACUCUUCACUUGGAUCCUUCAGGUGGCAUUGCAGGAGCAAAACUUGUUUCUGAGCAUCUUACCAGACAAGCUCGUUUCUUCCAUAGUUUGGAGAAAGGUGAUUGGGGAUCGCUCAAUCAUAGGAACAUCUCCGAGCUUAUGGAUAGAAGUGAGAGCUUAAUGUAGAUGGCUUCUCUAAUGGUUCGCAAGAGCUUUUCUUUGCAUACUCAACAUUCUUCUCGUAUUAACCAUCUUUUGCAAGAGUAUAAGGAUCAGAAGUACACUUUUGUUAUCAAGCGAAAUUCUACUUUUGAGAGGAUCUCUCUCUUUGAAAAGGAAAAUCUCAACUUGAAGACUCUCAAAUCUAAAGCAACCCUUGUGAUAACUCUUGGGUAAAGAGUUAUUUGAUAUCACUUUAAGCAUUUUUUUUAUGUAAUUGUGUGUCAUUUAAGUUAUGUUUGUCUCUUAAUUUGUAAAAGUUUCACUGUUUUAUGUUUGUGUGUGUAAUUUGAAGUUGUUAGUAAAAAUCAAUAACUCUUGUGCAUAAAUUGGCAAAGAAAAUAGCAAGUUAAUCAUGUUCUUAAUUUUGCUGAAAUUCUAUGAAGUUUUUGCUGCAGCAAACAGGUUAGUGGCUGAUGUGUUUUAUUUUCUUAGAAAAAGGGUGAGUUACAUUUCAUUAAAAGAGGUGGCCUUUGUGGAGAUGACGUGGCAAUAUAAGAGUGGUGGCUGGAGCUAUUACACGGAGAGGCUAUCAACAUGCCAUGUGUAGGGUUUAUUUGGGGCAAAAAGGUACUAAACCUAUGGAGAUUGCAAAGAAAAGUAGGCCUCCAUUUAGAGAAAAGAAAGGGGGCUGGACGUGAGGAGCUUUUGGCUGAGAAAAAAAAAAGAAGAUUGAAAGAAGAGGAAGAAGAAGGAGAAAAGAGGAGAAGCACAACAAGAUUCAACAUCCAUCCUUUUGGAAAACUCCUCUAUUAUUGUUUGCUAUUUCUUUCUUCUCUCUUUUAUUUUCUUUAACUUAACAUUCAAACUCCAUGUCUAAAUUUUAUCUUGUAAUGGUGGUUCUCAAGUUAGCUAUGAGCUAAACUUUUUAAUGGUUUGAAUUGUUGAAGAACCCUAUGUUUAGUUGAGUAAUUUUCUUAUGCAAAUAUUUAGUAAAAAUUCUCAUGUUCAUUCAAAUGUGUGUAUUGCUAGUUUCUUGAUAUUGUUUGGCCACCAAUAGCUUGAUUAUUGAAUUAUAUUUAAUUCUGGAAAGGUUAAAUAUAAUGGACUUAGCUUGAAUGACACAAGUUCUUAAUCUUUUUUUCAGAUUAGAUUUGAAAUAACAUAGGAAUAUGUUAUAUCCUUGUGUAACAAUUGAGUUUUAUGCUUGAAAUGGUAUUCUUGAGCUUGCUUGGCAUAGGAAUAUGUUUGAACAGGUCCAAGGAUUGAUUGCAUAAAAUUUGAAAGAGUUUUAUGCACUUUAAUGGAGUUCUUGUUAACUUGGGAUUUUUGCUAAAGAUUUGCUAACUUUUUGCUGCAGCAAAACGCACAGUUUUUGCUAAACAUAGGGGGAUUCAAUAGUUCAAGCCUUUCACAUUUCAAAAGCUUACAACUCAAUUUUAUUUUCAUCUUGCAUCCACUUUUGAGUUAAUUUACUUGUUUUCUCGUUUAUUUACUUGAUUCAUUACUCAUUUCAUUUUGCUUUUUAGGCAUUUUUGCUUGGUAAUUAACUUUUGCAAUAGAAAUUUUAUUUUUACAGUCCUUGUGGAGACGAUACUCAUUACUUAUCACUGUAUUACUUGUUUGUGACUACGUACACUUGCGUAUCCAAUUUUUUUACACAACAAGUUUUUGGCGCUAUUGCCGGGGACUGUAAAUAUAUUUUGUUAUAAUUGUCAAUUAGCUUGCAAUUUAGUCUAUUAUUUUGUACUCAUUUUUGGUGACUCUUGUGCAUUGGCAGGUGAAAAUUUUAUAUGAACGAGUACCAAGAAUUUGUUAAUAUUGAUCUAUAUCCUAUUGAUCACGAAAUUGAGCGCACAUUCAGAGAGAGAAGAAGAGCUCAACAUAGAGCUCAAGGGGAAAUAGAAAUGAUGGAUGACCAAGGAGAUGGACGACGAGCUCAAGGGGAAAUGGCCCCUAAUAAUGGUCAAAAUGCAGUGAUCAUGGCGGAUGAUAGAGAUCAAGUCAUCCGACAAUAUGCAGCACCUCUUUUCAAUGAGCUCAAUCCGGGCAUUGUGAGGCCAGAAAUUCAAGCUCCACAGUUUGAAUUGAAGCCAGUUAUGUUCCAGAUGCUUCAAACUGUGAGACAGUUUAGUGGCAUACCCACCGAAGAUCCUCACCUUCACCUUUGUCUAUUUAUGGAGGUGAGUGAUUCUUUCAAAUUACCCGGAGUUACGGAGGAUGCCUUGAGAUUAAAGUUGUUCCCCUAUUCUUUGAGAGAUCAAGCCCGAGCUUGGUUGAACUCCUUGCCUUCUGCGUCAGUCACAACUUGGCAAGAAUUAGCGGAGCGGUUUUUGAUGAAGUAUUUUCCUCCCACUAAGAAUGCCAAGCUCCGGAAGGAAAUAACUUCCUUUCAACAAUUUGAAGAUGAGUCUUUGUAUGAGACAUGGGAGAGGUUCAAGGAAUUGUUGCGAAAAUGCCCUCACCAUGGUAUUCCUCAUUGCAUCCAAAUGGAAACAUUUUACAACAGUCUCAAUGCUCAUACUCGCAUGGUGGUUGAUGCUUCGGCAAAUGGUGCUUUACUUGCCAAGUCCUAUAAUGAGGUCUAUGAUAUUAUUGAGAGAAUUUCCAACAACAAUUAUCAGUGGCCCACUUAGUUAAUUUCAAAUGAUUUUGAAAUUAUUGUCUAUUUAUAAAUAUUCUCGAUUUUCACUACUCGUUAAACCAUCAAAUAGGAAAAUGAACUUAAAUGUUUUAGAUGACCAACUCUUUAGUUAUUUUAACAUUUUGGCUCAAUAAAUAGUUAAUCGUCUAUGAACAUUUAGCGUAAGUAUUAUUUAUCAAAACUUACUUUAAAGGUUUCGUUUAUAACAUUUUUAGAUAUGCAAGCCGUUAUUUUUCUCAGGUCGCAUAAGUUUACUGUUGUUUUCAAGACUUUUCUUAAUGGUCUCAUUUUACAACAAGUGUUAUUUUUAUUCUUGCUUUAAAUAAGACUUUUAUAUUCAAUUUUUUAUUGUUCCAGACCAAUUUUAACCAAAUAUUCUCUCUUUUGUAAAAACUUUUUAAACUUUGGGACUUUGGGAUUUAAUUUCGAAUCAUAAU
Cannabis sativa is the source of this 6504-nucleotide messenger RNA. RefSeq lists its product as uncharacterized. The coding region runs from base 5217 to 6059 and encodes 280 amino acids. The transcript has 3 exons. The record is from RefSeq and is a predicted model, not a curated record. NCBI's taxonomy places the organism in Eukaryota, Viridiplantae, Streptophyta, Magnoliopsida, Rosales, Cannabaceae.